AUGGAGAAAUUGCCGGUUGAGCUUAAGGCUCAAAUCAGUGAGAGUCUACUUUUCGACGCGAUAUCAAUAUCGGAGAAAUUGAGGAAUGUUAGCAAUAGUGGACCAUGGAAAACCCUCAAAUUCCGACUAGGUCAAAGCCUUGAUCCUGCCUGGAAUCUCCUACGCACAAGUCGUCAAUGGCGCGAAAUCACAGAAGCCGUUGUGGCGCGAAGAUUGGACCAGAUUCUGAGCCGCCUUAUCAAGCCUUCUCCAUGGGCCUAUAUCGAAGCGCAGAAAUCUGGAACUGCCGCCGUCCAAGCGCUUGAAGCAGAAGUCUUUUUCGGGAGCAAAAAUGACUCGCGUUACCCUAAUCUCUUCACUGGAGAUCACGCUCUGGACUUGAAAUCCAACCAAGACCGCCUGAUGUUCCCAUAUCUGGAGUCAAUUUGCCGACUGCCGAAGAGAUUACGCUCGUUGGCUGUCUGUAAAAGCUUACCAAAAAAACCGUAUGCAUAUAUCUUUCCUUCGCCUGGACCCUUUCUAAGGAUGCCUCAAGGAACACAUGGUAUGGGCUUCAAUUGGGCAUGGUACGAAGGGGAUGAAUCCUGCCGGCCUGGCCCACAACUAAGUGAUACGGACCCCUAUCAUGGAUUGAAAGGUUCCAACGACAAGGGUUUCAACUUCACUGGUCCCGCCAGGGAUGCCCUUUUACGAGGACGAUAUCAAGGUCUACUGUCUUUACUGAAGUCUUUUGACCCGCAGGCGGUAAUCGUUCAACAGAAUAAAGAUACUAAGGAGUGGAACGUUGCUGCCGAGACUCCAGCAAGACGACGGAUGAGAAAAAGAAGUCUACGUAAAGCAGCGGAAAAAUUAGCGGAGAAGCGGGAGUUGGAAAAACAGCUUGCGGCGGAGAUCAAGAAGGCCGAAAAGAAAGCAGCAGAAAAGGUAAGGGCGAAGUGGGCAGCCAAGAAAAAGCCAAUGAAUAAGAAGCCAACGAAGAAGGGGCCAAAGGUAAUCAGCUAUAGAGUGGAAAAGUCGGGCCACAAGAAGAAGAGGUGA
Bacidia gigantensis is the source of this 1038-nucleotide messenger RNA. RefSeq lists its product as uncharacterized. The record is from RefSeq and is a predicted model, not a curated record. NCBI's taxonomy places the organism in Eukaryota, Fungi, Ascomycota, Lecanoromycetes, Lecanorales, Ramalinaceae. Bases 1 to 1038 code for a protein of 345 amino acids. The transcript has a single exon.